This is a messenger RNA of Salvelinus namaycush (lake trout), 2632 nucleotides long. It is a transcript of the gene flt3, whose product is annotated as fms related receptor tyrosine kinase 3. Bases 29 to 2212 code for a protein of 727 amino acids. NCBI's taxonomy places the organism in Eukaryota, Metazoa, Chordata, Actinopteri, Salmoniformes, Salmonidae. Gene Ontology annotation, cellular component: signaling receptor complex. Gene Ontology annotation, molecular function: ATP binding; transmembrane receptor protein tyrosine kinase activity. The transcript is spliced from 17 exons. The record is from RefSeq and is a predicted model, not a curated record. Gene Ontology annotation, biological process: protein phosphorylation; cytokine-mediated signaling pathway; B cell differentiation.
AUCUCAACUCACAUAUAAAGAAAUAGAUAUGACCUACCUGUUCAUUGAGUCGGUGACAGUGAACCACAGUGGAAUCUAUACAUGCCGGAGCAACAAGAACAAGGUCAAAUCCACCCAUGUCCAGGUCCUGGAGAAGGGCUUCAUUUCCAUCGACCAGCUGAAUGAGAGCAGUACCAUCUCAGCCCAGGAGAAGCCAGGGUUCUGUCUGCGGGCCCUGGUCUCCUCACACCCUCUCCUACGCUGCCAUUGGCUGGGCCCGGACAGCAGACAGACCCAGUGCCCUGAGCCCACACGGCUCUGGAAGAACAGGACUCUGGAGUUGUGUAACAUAGAGCCAGGAGAGUACCAGUUACACCUGGAGGCUGGGGAGCUGAACCUCACAAAGACCCUCUCUCUGUGUGUGGCAGGUACGUCCACCCCCAGUCUCUUACAGAAUGGAGACAAUAUCACCUGUGAGACCAACACCCCCCUCCCCUUCAACCUCACCUGGAGCUCCUGCUCUUUGACCAAUGACAGCUGUCAGUCAGAGUCUGCAGCCUGGAAGAAGAUCCCUGCCCCACCCCCGAAGCUCUCUGACUCAGACCAGUUCUGCCAUAAGAGGGUUCUCAGCUCCCGGGACAGUACCGAGGUGGGGGAUUUUGUCAAGUGCUGCAUCACAAACUCUGUCCACUCACAGUCACACUGCAGUGAGACACUGUUCAACAUACAAUUUAUAUCUGUUCCAUCAGCCUCCUCUCAACUCCUCCUGAAAGUGUCCAGUCUGGUCCUGUUCCUGGCUUUGAUGCUGGUCAGCCUGGCGCUGCUCUACUUCAUCAGGAAGAAGAAACCCCAGUACCAGAGUCAGCUGCAGAUGAUCCAGAUGACGGGGCCUAAUGACAACGACUACAUCUACAUCAACUUCAAAGACUUCCAGUAUGACCAGAAAUGGGAGUUCCCCAGAGAGAACCUGGAGCUGGGGAAGGAGCUGGGCUCUGGGGCCUUUGGCAUGGUGCUUCAGGCUACAGCCUACGGCAUCAGCAAGCCGGGGGUCUCCCUGCAGGUGGCUGUCAAGAUGCUGAAAGAGAAGCAUGAGACAGUAGAGAAGGAGGCUCUGAUGUCAGAGCUGAAGAUGUUGACUCACAUCGGACAGCAUGCCAACAUCGUCAACCUGCUGGGGGCGUGCACUGGCUCAGGGCCCACGUACCUGAUAUUUCAGUACUGCCGUAACGGGGACCUGCUGAACUACCUGAAGAACAACAGAGAGCUCUACCACAAGUCUCUGACCGAGGCCUUCACCAGGGACCGCUUCAGCGGCCUUUACCACAACCUGCCCAAGAGGAGCUCCAGUGAGUUCCAGAGGCCAGUGGACAGCAUGUACAUCCCCAUGUCCCCCACCACCACUAGAGGGCAAGAGAGCAUCGCCCUGAUCAGCCUCAACUCUUCUCCCAUGAACACCUCUGAUGGUCAGUGUGGGGAGGAGGAGGAGACGCUGACCUACGACGACCUGCUCAGCUUCUCCUAUCAGGUGGCCAAGGGCAUGGACUUCCUGUCCUCCAAACACUGUAUCCAUCGGGACCUUGCGGCCAGGAACGUGUUGGUGACUCAGGGUGGACUUGUAAAGAUCGGGGACUUUGGACUGGCCCGGGACAUCGACAACGACUCCAACUACGUAGUGAGAGGAAAUGUGCGUCUGCCAGUGAAGUGGAUGGCUCCAGAGAGUAUCUUCCGGGGGAUGUACACCAUGCAGAGCGAUGUCUGGGCCUAUGGUAUCCUGCUGUGGGAGGUCUUCUCUCUGGGUGUGACCCCUUACCCAGGGAUAAAGGUGGACAACAACUUCUAUGUGAUGAUAGAGAGAGGUUUUAAGAUGGAGCAGCCAUACUACGCCAGUGAAUCUGUGUAUUCGAUCAUGUGUAAGUGCUGGGCCUUGGAGCCUCGGGACCGCCCUCACUUCUCCAAGCUGGUGGCCUUCAUGGACGACCAACUGGCCGACAUGGAGGAGAAGCUCUACCAUAACAUCCUGGACAAGAGCUGCAAUCAUGCAUUAUACCAGAAUGCACCUGUGAAAUCUGAUCUCUCAGCCUUGGCCAAAGAAAAGGAUCUUCAAGCACAGUCACAGAACCAAUACUGCAAGACCCACUCCACUGGAGAGGCCCCAACAACAACCACAACACUGUCUGACAUGGUUGCCAUGGAGACUGAUGAUGAUGACAAACCACUGAAACCAUGUCAGUGAGAGCAGUGGCCUAUCUUUCUAAUUAUUCUAUGCCAUAAGGAUUUCUCAUAUUAUAUCCUAGUAGUGUAUAUUUGUAUAAUGCUGUGGAUUUCAAAUGCACUGAUGACUUGCUUUAUCCAAAUAUGUUUAACAAUGAAUAUGUCAAUUAAAACUGUUUUUGUAUCAAAGGCUAGCUCUGUCACUGUAGGAAUUGAUAAAGUAAUAUUUAACAUUGUAACAUAGUAAUGGAUGUCAAAUUUAACACAACCUGUUUUUGUGAACAUAUUAUAGACUGUGUGCAACUAAUUCAAUAUUAAUCAUGUUAUUACUGCUUUUGGAGAAGAGAUGUUUCAAUAAUUUUGACAGCUGGAUUAUUCUGUCUUUUCUUUUCUGUGUGAAGUUAUUUUUUAUUAAUAACAAUGAUUUAGUUUUCGGUAUGUU